GUUUAUUCUCAUACUCUUAGAUAAACAUUAAAUGUCAGAAAAUUUUGAACGUGCAUCCGAAGUGAGAGUUGCUUCAAAGAAAGGAAAACAGAACUCUAAGAAUGAGGAAAAACUAACACAUCCUUUAGUUGAUGAGAAUGAAAAACCCAAAGUAAUCAUGUCGCGUGCACAACGCCGCAAGCUCAAGAAAUCCCCUGUAGUAGUCACAGCCCAAAUGAGGGAGCAAGCACGUGAGGAUAAGCGUGAGUUACGCAAGUACUUGCGCAUGAUUAAGUCCAACGGAGCGCGGCGUAAGGUGUCAAGGUUAGCUGAAAAACGUAGGCGUGAGGUGGAUGACAACGAGGAAGCAAUUAAUGCUCUCGACUUUGAUCAUAGGCCGCUCAAGAAGGGAAGACGCUUGGAGUAGGCAAAAAAAUAAUCAGGAUUUUAGAUAUUACAUUCAUCGAGAUAUUAAGUAAGUUAUUGGUAUAUUUGAAAUUCAUAACUGCAUUGUGCCUAGAAUCAUUCGACUUAAGGUUAUUAUUGGUUUGAUUGUAUUGAUUAAA
This is a messenger RNA of Phytomonas sp. EM1, 545 nucleotides long. The record is from the annotation of a GenBank genome assembly. NCBI's taxonomy places the organism in Eukaryota, Euglenozoa, Kinetoplastea, Trypanosomatida, Trypanosomatidae.